UGUUGGUAAAUAAUAAAUGCCUUCGCUUCGCUUCUCAGGAAGUGCGCGAAUGCCUCACCGCUCUGGAAAAUGAGGAGGCGACGGUUUCUCACGGAACACAAUCGCAUCAGAUAACUGGACGUGUUAUGAAUGUGAAGAUGGAGGGUCGAGGAACGGGUCUACCAUGGGGAAAACUGGUGUAUUUGAAAGUCGGCUCCUGUGAAUCUGAAGUUCUGCUAAUCAAAAAGCAGUACACGAUUGGCCGGAGAAAAGGAUGUGAUUUAUCCUUCCCUGCCAACAAGCUGGUCUCAGGGGAACACUGCAAAAUUGUACAAUAUGAGAACUCAGGGAUGGUGUGGCUGGAAGACAUGAGCACCAAUGGCACUGUGAUCAACAUGUCUAAACUGGUCAAGAAGCAGUUACACAUGGUGCAGAAUGGAGAUGUCAUCCACUUUGUGUACCGGAAGAACGAGCCAGAGCAAAACAUUGCUUACGUCUACCACUCCAUAAAGCCGGAGCUGGGUGUUUCGCAGGAUGCGUGUGGUGCUGUAUCCCGAGGUGGCGUCGUGGCGCCGGGGGGCUUCCACGCCCGCGCUGCCUCCCCCUCAGACCUCUGUCUCUCCGUGGAGCCCGUGUUGCUGAGCAGUGCCCCGCGGGAUCUGUCCCGGGAGGACCCGCAGCCCUCCACCUCCGCCGCCCUCCUGCACAUCGAGGGCUCCGCCGGCCCCGCCGCCCCGGCCAGGGUCACCCCACCCCACGGGGCCUCCCCUGCCCACGGGCUAUCGGCCGUCACAGUCCCCUCGCAGGACAACACAGACGCCAUGGAGCCAGAGAGGAAAAGGAGGAAGACCACUAACGAUACGGCCCUCCCCCACACUUCAAGCUCCGCCCCCAGCGGCCCUGGCCCCGCCCCCAGUGGCCCCGCCCUGGGCCUCCUGCGGGACCUCCUUGGCAGGAAGGCCCCGGCCCCGGCAGCGGAGGCCAAGACGGACAAGAUGGAGGACUCCCUGACCUGCAUCAUCUGCCAGGACCUUCUGCACGACUGUGUCAGCCUGCAGCCCUGCAUGCACACGUUCUGCUCCGCCUGCUACUCCGGCUGGAUGGAGCGCUCCUCGCUUUGUCCCACCUGCCGCUGCCCCGUGGAGAGGAUCCGCAAGAACCACAUCCUCAACAACCUGGUGGAGGCCUACCUCAUCCAGCACCCAGAGAAGUGCCGUAGCGAGGAGGACCUGAAGGGAAUGGACAGCCGUAACAAGAUAACUCAGGACAUGCUGCAGCCCAAGGUGGAUCGGUCUCUCUCCGACGAGGAGGGCAGCUCGGAUUAUCUGUUUGAGUUCUCAGACAACGACAGCGAUUGGUCGGACAACAGCCAGCCGUUUGUGGUGUGCAGACAGUGUCCGGGGUACAGGAAGGAGGGGGCUCAGGACCCGUUCACCACGGGCUCCAGCGUCUCGGUGUACCCCCGGUCAGCCACUCUCCUCGGCCCCGGCCCGCUGCCACCGCUGGGGGCGGCGGCGGCGGCGGCGGCGGCGGCGGCAGCAGCCGGAGCAGCCGGGCCGGAGCCCAAGGAGGAGGGAGGAGGGAAGCCAGCCGCAGAGCAGCCCUCCACCUCUGCAGACGGCCCCGCCGACCCAGUCCAGGAGUACCGCUGCUCCCCACAAGGCUCCCAUGUCAUCUGCUCCUGCUGCCUGCAGGCCAUGCCCGACCGACGCUCCGAGCCAGGGAGCCAGCAGCACGCUGUCCAGCAAUGUGGAGUCUGCCAGAGGCCUUUCUGUCACAUGUACUGGGGCUGUGAGAGGAUUGGCUGCCAGGGCUGCCUGGUCCGCUUCAGUGGGGUCAAUCUCACAAACAAGUGCCUGGAUGGAGUGCUCAACAGCAAUAACUACGAGUCCGAAAUCCUCCAGAACUACCUGAGCUCCAGAGGCAUGUCCUGGAGGGAUGUGCUCCAGCAGGGACUGCAGGCCUUGGAGCAGGGAGCCUUCCAACUGUCUGACUACCGCAUUUCUGGCAGCACAGUGCUGUGCUACUGCUGCGGCCAGCGCACCUUCAAGGAACUGGCCUACAGGUUCAGGCAGAACAUCCCAGCAUCUGAGCUGCCAGCUGCUGUUACAGCUCGUCCUGACUGCUACUGGGGUCGUAACUGCCGCACCCAGGUCAAGGCACAUCAUGCAGUGAAAUUCAAUCACAUAUGUGAGCAGACUCGCUUCAAGAACUGAAGGAGCAGAGGGAUGGUUUCACUGACUCACAACAGGGACUGGACCUCUCUACAUUAGAAUGAGAUAAACCACACACCUUUGCUGAAGUCGUGGAGCGCUCGCUGUCAGGAUUCGUGGUUGUUAUGUUUUUAUUUUUGUUAGAUGUGUAGGUUAGGGGGCAGGUUUAAUGCUUCCCCAGGGAAUGGCCCGUCGCAAAACAUUACAAUCAAAGCAGGAGUAAGCAUCAAUGUUACAUGUGGAUUUUUAAUGCGACACAUGGUUGUCUAGAACACAGCUAUGCACAGUGCUUAACGGUUAAAUCUGCUACUGAGGCCUGGCCAAGUGACCAACAGCUGCUGUUAUUAAAAAAAAAACACAACCAGAGUUGAAACCCCGCAGCAAAACUUGUGGUGAAUUGUAGCAGCAGCCACUGAUUGGUUGGUUUUAGCAGCUGACGUCAUCAGUGGAGGACACAGUCGCUAUCUGGCUUUAUCCUAGCCAUGUUCAUAAAAGCAAAACAAACUGCAAUAUUCUAUCUCAAUUCAGAGCGAGUAAAGCAAUCUGCAAUGGAUUAAGGCCAUAGACUGUAUCUGUGUGUUGAAGUAUGCUAAUGAUACGCAUAAUAUGUAUAUAAUUCCUCAUUUUAUAUAGAUAUAUAGUUUCCCAUCUAUCUGUGCCUGAAUAGCUAUAACUUAAAAGGCAAUACCCCGGAGUUGACUUUCUUUAUUUUGAUAAUUGCAGUUUCCAGGGCUUUCUGUGAACAUUGAGACGUGUUCAUAUGUUGGGUCGAUAUUCGCUUGACAUGCACACCUUCUCUAUGCACUUCCAGAAGGCUGGAAGUCCAUUUAAACUGCUGGCUCUCAUACAGCAUGUAUGGCCAUGUGUCUAAAAUGUUGUGGUGGUUUGUAAGGGAUUACCCCCCCCCCCCACCUCACCAAGGUUUUACAAGGAACGGGACUUUCCCAAGGCAGAGGUGAGACUCCCCACCACCCCCCCCACCCCAAUCCCUCUAAUGCAUAAUAGGGUAGAUGGGAAUCCCAUGUGAUUAUUGUGUAGGAUUUCAUGUCUGUGGGAGGUUUUAUCAGGGAAGGAUUGUUGUAGUGCUUUGCUUUCUGAGGGAACUGACCCUGGCCUUCGUGAGAUGCUUUGCUGGGGAUAAUCAACCUCAAGCUGAUUAAGGCCAGUGUAUUAAAGACGGUUCUCUAAGACCCUUGUAGUAAGGGAUGAGGGCAACCUGGUGUUCAAUGCACAAUGGUUGGAUGGCGAAUGUACGCGUAUCUUGCUUUCGAAGCACUGAACUUUGAGAUUUUUUUUGUCUUAAUUGGUUUGUAUACUGUUGCCAUUUCGCUCCUAUAAGUUUAUGUGUUUAGCCACGUUUUGAGAGUUGCUGUUUUUUAGGGAAACUGGAAUUGAUAAUGUGCCAAUAUACCCGUUUAAGGUAAAUAUUUUCCUACGGCUUGUUGACCCUAUAGUAUUAACUUGCUAAAUUAGGGCUCAAUCUUUUGUAAUAUUGUGGUUGUUUUAUUUUCUGUGAUUAGGCAAUGCGAAAAUCUAGUCUAUACUUCUAUUAAAUUCAAUAAUUGCUAGGUAUUAAUGAGAGUUCUCUCCAUGUUGAAGAGCAAUUAAACUUUAAAUUAAAAUGGCAAUUAUAUGCUAUCCAAUCAGUGGUCCUGGAGUGGGGUUUUCCCCACUCAAAUAUAAUGUAAGCGCAACGUUUACUUGAACUACUGCUUGGUAAUUCACCUUGUUUUAUUUUUUUGGGUUGGGAUCUCCAAGGGCCAGCCGUUGUUCUAAAAGGCUUUCAUAUUGAAAUACGGUUUUGAUUGAGUUAAGAUAAAGUUUGGUUAAUUUAGAGAAAUUGUGUGUAGACCAUACGGAGGGAAGUUUUUGUGUAAAUCAUUGCUUUUGUUUUUUACUGUCUUGUGAAUUAGAGGGUAGCAAGUUUUUGAAUGUGUACAAUGUUAAUCUGCAAUUUUCUGUCUGUAGAUGCUUGGUUAAGAGGUCUUGCUUGCAAACUUUGUGUUUACCUGCGAUUUUUCUUUUUAUUUAUUUUUGCACUCACCUUUUUUUUCAUUUUUAUUGUUUCUCUUCGAUUCACUAUCAUUAUAAAACCUGGUACAUACGUACUCUUUGAAGCAUUUAUAAUUAAUACAUCAGUCUUAGUACUGCCCAACAUCCAGAUUUAGGAUUGGUUGAAUUUCUUUACUAGAGUUUAGUUUUUGUCCAACGCUUACACAUUUUUCCUGCUUCCUUAUUACCUUGAUCAAUAAUGUGGGAUUGGACAGCCGGGCUAUGGAAGAAAGCUCUAAAUAAAAAGGCUUCCACGACAUUAGACACUCCACCUCCUUGCUGCAACUGCCGGGUGCGAGAGUCACCCUUUUGUAGAUCAUUCCCAACAUAACAGAAUACACAGUACCCCCCCCCCCCCCCCCCCCCCAGCUUCAGUCUGAGUGUUGAGUUCUGGUAGGUUGACGUGUUUUGAGUCAUGUAUCAUGAAUACUUAUUCCCCGCCCCCCCCCAGUUAGUGGUGGUCCUUUUCUCACUGGCAUUCCUGAGCAGCUCAGGCCGUCGACACACACAGGCCCUGUCGAAUCCCCCCCCGACCCCUCCGGAGACCCAGAGGGGUUCUGUUUAAUGACCCUCUCACCGGAGGAGAUCUGGGCCCACUAAUAAGCAGUCCCAAGCCACCUCCGACAGGAAUGGAGCUUUAAAGAGGCUUUGCAACUCACCACUGCUCCCCCUCCCUGGGUACUCGUUCUCCAGGCCAGUGGAACACACUUUGAUGCAGGUUGCAUUCUACCUCAUUGCAAGGAUGUGUGGCACAGGGUGCAUGCACGGCAGUAUUUACUGUCGCCCACACACAAAACAUGACACAAUUCUUUUUCUUUUUUUUUCUAAAUAUAUAUAUACAAGCAUUUGUGUUUUAAUAGAUGUAGAGAGGGGAUGUUCAUUUGGUGUUCUCCAAUUUCAUUUGAUUACUGUUGUUUCUCCCCCUCCCCCCCUUAAAGGCUUAGGAGUUAAAGGCAAAUCGCAAUUGGCUUACUGUAUUUGGCACUGGUGUUAUGACUAGUUAGUAUACAGUGUAUUGGCCACCCAGGAAUCUCGAUGCAAAGGAUCCAACAUGCCUCUUGGUCUGCACUAAUAAAAACAUUUUAAAAUACUGUCUUAAGCUAAUUUGGCUGGUACUGGUUGUACUUCAGACACUGCACAAUCCUGCCAUGGACAUUUCUUGAAUUAAUACAUUAAGCAGCCUUAGCUUGUGAAGGAAAUGUUUUUUCCAGGAAGGCCUUCUAUUAAGUGAACCAUAGAAUAUGUUGAGACACAACAGAACACAGCCCUUUGACAUGCUUUUAUUUCUUUAAGUUCAGAGUCAACCUUUUAUUUCUUCAGCACUAAUGCUUUAGUAACUGCGUUUAUACAAUUAAUUCCCUUUUUAAUCCAAAAUCGUCUUCAGACAUGAUUACAGGUGAGAUUUUCAAGUUUUACAUUAAACAGUGAUAUUAAUGUAGAAUUUAUAUUCUGCUGUACUGUCAUUGAAAAGCAUAAGCAUGUACUGAAAAAGACUGAAAAUGCAGAUAAAGAUUUGGCACAAAAUGAAUGAGCCGCAAUUAGUGAGAUAUUGAAAGUGCAAAUGUUGGAGUGUAUCAAACAGUAUACAAAUAGAAAACUUAAGUGCACUGAAAAUAAAUGGGAGUCCUAAAUAGAAUGUUCUCGUUUUCAUCCAAUCUAUACAUUUGUUUUUUCUUCUUAAUACAAAAGACAGUCAGCCAGUUCCCUGGCAUUGCAAUAGCAUUAUGGUCAAUCUUUGUUCAAACACAUGAAAAAAUAGAAAUAUUGUAGUGCGGUCUUAUCGCCUGCAGGACACUAAAGGUGCUACUAACUUCAGCUCAAUUUAGAGCUCUGUGGAGGGCAGGUUCCACACAUGAGGACCAAAAGAGUUCCCCAGGGCAGGCCUUUAGUGGAGAGUCCAGGCUCUGCCCAUCCUCAAACGCCACUGGUCACCUCACCUUGCCUGUCAAACUGCACAACACUUGAUUGGCUGAGGGGAGAGCUAGCAUCAACGACAAAGGCGGGGCUCCUUCUCAGCGUCGGUGGCAACCGAGCCGGGGGAGGAUGGGGUUGAAUGGAUGGCAGCUUAUGCCGGCCUCCCCUCAGCUCAUCCAGGGCUGCUGGGGGGCUUCCGGCCUAGCACAGCGGGGUGAGCCUUCUCUCCUGGUACAAGCCCCCUGCCUGUCCGUUCACCGUGGAGGAGGAGGACGGGGAUAAGGAGAUGGAGGAGAAGGAUGUCUGAGCCAGGUGCUCCGCUGGGACCAGGGGCUCUCGGUCCUCCUCCUCAGAGAUGGCGAACACCGGCACGCUGACGUGGUCGGUUCCGUCCGUGCUCAGGUUGCGCCGCUUCCCGCCCUUCGAGCCCCUGUCCUGCGGCUGCUGCUGCUGGCCGGAAGGCGAGGAGGAGGCGGGGCCCGGGGCCCGUGCCUCCACCGCCCCUGGGGUCGCCCUGGCCGGGUCGUCCGUCCCGCAGAGCAGGCCGAAGCCGUUGAAGAGAGAGCGGCGCAGGUUG
This is a messenger RNA of Gadus chalcogrammus (walleye pollock), 6735 nucleotides long. It is a transcript of the gene chfr, whose product is annotated as checkpoint with forkhead and ring finger domains, E3 ubiquitin protein ligase. Gene Ontology annotation, molecular function: protein binding; ubiquitin-protein transferase activity. Gene Ontology annotation, biological process: protein ubiquitination; ubiquitin-dependent protein catabolic process; mitotic cell cycle checkpoint signaling. Lineage: Eukaryota; Metazoa; Chordata; Actinopteri; Gadiformes; Gadidae. The record is from RefSeq and is a predicted model, not a curated record. Gene Ontology annotation, cellular component: nucleus.